AUGGCAGAUUAGUUUUGAUGAAAAACAGCGCUGGGAAAAUCCCCUCAUGGGUUGGUCCUCUACUGCUGAUCCUCUCUCAAAUACAGAAGUGAGUUUUUCAUCAAGGGAGGAUGCCAUUGCCUUUUGUGAAAAGCAUGGAUGGAACUGGAUUACAGAGAAUCCUCCAGUCAAGCCACCACGUGUCAAGAGUUAUGGAGCAAACUUUUCCUGGAAUAGGAGGACUCGACGCUCAACAAAAUAGACAAGGAAAAUUAAUUUGAUUCUUAAAUGUACAUCAGCAGUUCUGGUAAACAUUUGGAAUGAAGAUUUACUAUUUGGAAGAUGCACAUUUCAUGAAAAGACAAUUAGGGUAUGUUGACUGCACCAGUGUUGAUCAAUAUUACCUACUAUUGUUAUUAGUUCCAACCAUUCUGGUCCAUAUAAGUUAUAUUACUAUAGUAAAUAAUUUGAUUCUGAAAGCAAAAGUAUGAAUAACAAAAAUUUGCUCGUAUACUAUAAUAUCUUAUCAGGAAAAGUAAGAACAUUUAUAACAAAAUAUUACAUUAAGUAUACCUGUGAGAGAAGAAUGAGAAGAAAGAGUCCUUACAGAAUGAAUGAUUCAAAAUUGAAUUGGGAUUCUGUUACAUCACUGAUGGACUUGGUAUUUGUAUAUUUUUUUUUUAUGUAAAUAAAAUAGGAAUAGGUAAAAGUA
This is a messenger RNA of Portunus trituberculatus (swimming crab), 691 nucleotides long. RefSeq names its product NADH dehydrogenase [ubiquinone] iron-sulfur protein 4, mitochondrial-like (gene ND-18). Gene Ontology annotation, biological process: electron transport chain. The record is from RefSeq and is a predicted model, not a curated record. NCBI's taxonomy places the organism in Eukaryota, Metazoa, Arthropoda, Malacostraca, Decapoda, Portunidae.